ACCAAAGCAAAGACUUCUGUGACAAGGUUACUUCACAACAAUGGCUACUCUUCUUGGUCUCCGAAGCCACUUGACCUUUCCCAAAACGACAGUAAAACCCUUUGCUGUUCUGAAUCAAACUCACAAAAUGCGAGUCCCGUUUGAGCUGAAGCAAGGGCAGAACCGCCGUUUCCACCAGCUGCCUUCUGGUCUGAACAUGGAGGUGAUUGAACAAAAGAGAGAGAGAAGCGAUAAGCCAAACCCACCUUUGGUUUUUGUUCAUGGAAGCUACCAUGCAGCUUGGUGCUGGGCUGAGCAUUGGUUUCCUUUCUUCUCUGCUUCUGGGUUUGAUUGCUAUGCUGUUAGUUUGCUGGGUCAGGGUGAAAGUGAUGCACCUCCUGGUACUGUUGCUGGUUCUCUCCAGACACAUGCAGAUGAUGUGGCUGACUUCAUCGAGGAAAACCUCAGCUUGCCUCCCGUCUUGCUUGGACAUUCAUUUGGAGGGCUAAUUAUUCAGAAUUAUAUUGCAAGGCUAAAAACUGAACAAUCUAUAGAAAUGAAAACUUCAUAUCCAGAAUUAGGGGGAGCCGUGCUUGUCUGCUCUGUGCCCCCUUCGGGCAACAGUGGGUUAGUGUGGCGGUAUCUGUUUACCAAACCCAUUGCCGCUUUUAAGGUGACACGUAGCUUGGCAGCUAAAGCUUUUCAGACAGAUUUGUCUCUUUGUAAGGAAACUUUUUUCUCUUCAACAAUGGAAGAUCAUCUUGUCCUACGUUAUCAGGAGUUGAUGAAAGAAAGUUCAAGGAUGCCUUUGUUUGAUCUGAGGAAGCUAAAUGCAUUACUUCCAGUUCCUUCAGUGCCAAAAUCUUCUAUUGAAGUUCUUGUUUUGGGCGCAAAGGACGACUUUAUAGUGGAUGCGAAAGGACUCAGCGAAACAGGGGAGUUUUAUGGUGUAUCACCGGUCUGUGUCGAAGGGGUUGCCCAUGACAUGAUGUUAGAUUGUUCAUGGGAGAAAGGUGCAGCAAUUAUACUAUCAUGGUUAGAUGGUUUAAGCAGAUAACACCCAGUUUUCUGUAGAGGAAAUCCAUUGAGGCAUUACUUAAUCUGGUUAAAGUGAGGGCACACAUCUAGGUUUUGCUUCUUCAAGAAGUUCUAUUUCAAGGCAACAUGAAUUUGAGAGAACCAAAUGCUGUAUGGAGAAAUUAGUAUAUCUACUUUGCUUCUUUAGGCAGUGGUAAUUGAAAAUAAUUUCCAAGCACAUAAGAAAUUACUGUGUAGGCAGAUGUUCCUAUAAGAAUGUGGAAAGGGCCCAAAAUAACCGGCCGUUCCUUCAAUUGACCCAUGAUAACUGUCCAUGAUUACUUCAAAUUGGGCCUGUUUAGCAAAAGAUAUGCCCGGUCAAGCCCAAUAUUGUUAACACAGCCCAUUUUAUUAUACUAAUGUCAAGUCCAAUAACAAUUAUUUUAUCAAUUAAAAGUGGUGUGAAAUCCU
Molecule: messenger RNA, 1467 nt
Organism: Pistacia vera
Lineage: Eukaryota; Viridiplantae; Streptophyta; Magnoliopsida; Sapindales; Anacardiaceae
Exons: 8
Coding region: 41-1036 (331 amino acids)
Source: RefSeq, a predicted model, not a curated record